AGGGGGAGGGGCGGUGCGCGCUGCCGGCAGUUCGUGCCCGCGCGCCGCCGCCGCCGUCUCGGUGGUUGUCUCCGCCGCCGCCGCCGUCUCCGCAGUGAGGUCACGGGUGGGCGGUGCGUGCGCGGCGCCUGCUCCGCUCCCCUGGUGCCGGAGCCCCGCCGCGACGGGCUGUCUGGAAGGACUGACCUCUUCGUUAGCACCAGACAUGCACUGAGCCGAUGGCCUGGAUCCUACCUCUAUUACUAAUAACGUGGGGUGGGAAAAUUCUGACACAAACCAGUGACAUCUGUGCGAAAGGUGACUCUCGAGGGACGUUCAGUUUUUGACUACGAUUUGGACCAGCCUUUAAUUUGGGGAUUUAUUUGUGAGCUGCCAUAGUAACUCUAGUGGCAGUGGUGAAAUCAUGAAGUUGGCAGCACAAUAAAGAGAACCCUUCAGGUUGCGUUUGAUCUCCAGGAGCGGAAAGUGCCGAAUGAAAUUUUCAUACAACUUAAACUAUGGUUUGGAUCAGCUGUGUUAAGAUCGGUGUUCUUUGAACCGAGACCAUUUUUCUACUUUAAUAUUUAAACAGGGACGUACUUGAAAAGGCUGUAUAUUUUUUAGAGGAAAAAAAAAGAUCAAGGAUGCACGCUUGUGUCAACAUGUUGUUUUUUACUGAGUUGCUGUACGAGACUACUGUGUGAAACAGUGGGAAGGGUAUGAAGGGAAGCUUUUUUAUACAUAUUGCAGUGGGGUUUUUAUCUUAGAAAAUUGAACAAAGAACUGUUCAAUUAGAAAAUUUUGCACAACCCUCCAUUAUUGAUUUUAUGGUACAGUGUGCAAAAUGUGUUACAGUUUUUACCGUUGGAGGUUGAAGAAGUAACAUUUUACUGAAAGGGGUGCAAAACUUGGUGUACUUGAGCUUGGUAAUCAAGAGCACUUGACUUCGGGUUUGUUUUGUUUUUUUUUUAUGAACAAGCAGGAAAAUGCACAUUCAAGACUUUAAUUAAUUAAAGUUCUGGUGUUUAGCAAUGGAAAGCCCUCAAAUAAACUUCCCUCUAGGUCUAGUUUCAGACCAAAAAAGGAGUGGGAUCCAAGAGGAUGGGAGUCCUCCAUUAAAAAAAGCAAUGACAGAGAUGCAUGUAAAUGGCAGAGUUGAAGUUGUAAUGAAUAAAUUGCCAACCAUAAAGAAGGAAAACUUGGACGAAUAUGAUGAAACUCCUGUGGAGGCUGAUGGGGAAACUGCCAAGCCAAACAGUACUUCGCUUUCUGAGCCUUUGAAUUUAAAUCCAGGUUUGAAACACACAUUGGCACAGUUCCACCUCAGCAGCCAGAGUUCUCUUGGUGGACCAGCAGCCUUUUCAGCUCGUUAUUCCCAGGAAAGUAUGUCUCCCGCUGUCUUCUUGCCUCUUCCGUCACCACAGAUACUCUCUGGUCCGCUGCUCAUUCCUCCGGACAGCUCCACGGAACUCACCCAGACUGUUCUGGAGGGGGAGUCCAUCUCUUGUUUUAAAGUUGGAGGAGAAAAAAGGCUUUGUCUGCCUCAAGUGUUGAAUUCGGUUCUCCGAGAUUUCUCACUGCAACAGAUCAACACGGUGUGUGAUGAACUGUAUAUAUACUGCUCAAGGUGCACUUCCGACCAGCUUCAUAUCUUGAAGGUUUUGGGAAUUCUUCCAUUUAAUGCUCCAUCCUGCGGAUUAAUUACGCUUACCGAUGCUCAGAGACUAUGCAAUGCUUUACUGCGUCCUCGCACUUUUCCACAAAAUGGCAGUUUUCUCCCUGGUAAGAAUACCUUGGCCCAGUUGAAAGAGACUGGCAGUGCCUUUGAAGUAGAGCAUGAAUGCCUGGGCAAGUGCCAGGGGUUGUUUGCACCUCAGUUCUACCUUGCGCCGGAUGAUCCAUGUAUCCAGUGUUUGGAGUGCUACGGAAUGUUCUCACCCCAGACGUUUGUGAUGCAUUCACACAGAUCCCCGGACAAGAGGACCUGUCACUGGGGAUUUGAAUCGUCCAAGUGGCACUGCUACCUGCAUAUUAACCAAAAAUACUUGGGAACGUCGGAGGAGCAGGAACUAAAGCAUCUGUUGGAGGAAAUGAAGGAGAAAUUCAGUGAGAAAAAUCAGAAAAGAACUCGGUCCAAAGCGGAAUCACAGCAGACCCUGGAAUUACCCCAGUGGUAUCCAGUGAUAAAGCAAGAAGCAGAAACUGAUCCUCAGCCACCCUCCUUUAUCCAUCCAAGUUACUACCUUUAUAUGUGUGAUAAAGUGGUUGCCCCAAAUGUAUCUCUUGCAUCGCAAUGUAAGGAUGUUGCAAAAACAGCAGUCAGAGCUUCAGAAAUAAUUAAAUCCUCACCUGGACAGUCAGAGAGAAAGCUCAGUAGUGGAAAGCACAAAAAAGCUGCCUCCUACCCAGACCUUUCUCUGGAAGAACAGGAAAAAAUUGACUUGAAAGCAGGUGUGGAGCAGCAUAAGCGUUUGGAUCCACCCAUGGCAGUUCGUUCUGCAAGAGGUGGAAGAUCUGAACGUGUUUCUUCCAGAACCACCCGAGACCCUAGUCGUAUUGAAGUAGGUAAUGAUGUACGAACCUUGUCCCCCACUCUCAUGAAGGACAUCAGUUGUGAAGAUGACAAGGGAAGGAUUAUGGAAGAAGUAAUGAAAACCUACAUCAAACAGCAAGAAAAACUAAAUACCAUUUUACAGAGAAAACAGCAGCUUCAGAUGGAAGUGGAAAUGUUAAGCAACUCUAAAUCUAUGAAGGAACUAACUGAAGAGCAGCAGAAUUUACAAAAAGAACUUGAAUGUCUGCAGACAGAGCAUGCCCAAAGAAUGGAAGAAUUUUAUUUUGAGCAGAGAGACUUGGAGAAGAAACUGGACCAAGUGAUGAAGCAAAAGUGCAGCUGUGACUCCAAUUUAGAAAAAGACAAAGAAGCUGAAUAUGCAGCACAGCUAGCAGAAUUGAGACAGAGACUGGAUCAUGCAGAGGCAGAUAGACAAGAGCUUCAGGAUGAACUGAGACAAGAACGAGAGGCAAGAGAAAAGUUAGAAAUGAUGAUAAAGGAGUUGAAGCUGCAGAUCUUGAAAUCUUCAAAAAAUGGGAAAGGAAAAUAGAAAUUGAAAGAGGAAACUUGACUAAGUCCUUCAAACAGGGUGUUUUCAUUUUUAAUGAAUUUUGAGCAGUUUAGUGUGUUGAGAAGUAUUCUCUGCAGAUUUCUAUUUCCCAGACAAGUCCAGAUGACGAUAUACAUAAAUAAAUAUAGAUAGGUGUACAUUUUUAGAUUUUCAUAACCAAUAAAAAUCUGCAUUUAUUUGUACUGGUGUUUUUCUCAAACAAUGAAAAAUGCAAACCUCUUGAUUUAGGGUGACCAGUUCUAUUUCUAAUGCAGUCUUGAGGACUCUAUACCUUUUAAUAUUGUCUGUUAAAAUAUAUGUGGUGAUCUUUUAUUCUGCUAUCAAUUGCACAUUCAGCUAUAAAAGUACAUUUAAAACAUUUUGAGUUCUUCAAGGGCAAAAGUGUAAAUUAUUCAUUCUUGAACUGGGGAAAGUAAAGGCAGCUUUCCAUCUGUAAGGUAAUACUCAAAAUUUCCACAGAGACAAAUGAUGGAUCAUCAAAAGUGAUUUAGCAGCAUGAGUUUUUCCCAUAAUUUCAUUGUGUGAAGUCAAGCUGAUAUUUUCAGAAUUUUCUAUUUAAGAGCUCAUUAAUAAUCUAAAGAAUUUUAGAGCCAGCAUUUGCUUGCCGUGCUGGAAGAAGAAAACAUUAGGGUGUUUUUGUAAAUGAAAAAAAUCACAGUUAUAAUGGAAUCUUUGGGAAUUAAAAACUCACUUUUUUUUUUUUCCUUCUAUUUAGUAGGUAUGAAAGCAAUGUUAAUAAAAACUUACAAGUGGGGGGUUUCCUUUUAGAAACUGAGGAGGCUUGACUUAACUGGUUUUCAGAUAGUAAAGCUUUCAAGAAAAGUAAUAUUUAUUAAAAAAUAUUAUUAGUUUCUCUCGUACCGUAAGCCUCCGCACUUUGAGCUUCUUGCCAACUUGUGGAUCUUUCUUCCAUUACAUAGAACAGGCCUUAACUGACAUUGCGAGAAUAGCUUAAAAAAUAAACUUCUGAGAUAUGGCACUUUGAAAACCAUUUUGAUAGUCUCUGUAUUUGAAUGGCAUGGUAGUGUUACCAUGAAUUAAGAAAUUCAGCAUGUUUGUUAAGCUAUAACAUUUGAAAGUGUGUGAUUGUACAGAAUUGCUGUUUUAUGUAUAUAUAAUGUUUGAGUACUUCAGAAGUCUGGUUCCUAGUGGAUUAAACGCAUGACUACAAAGUUGGUUGAAGAAAUACUUCUUGCACUUCUUUCCAAAAAGUCUGAUACAGCUGACAGACAUUAGCUGAUUUAUGUCAGUGAUUAGAAAUAUUUUAGUAAUUCUAGCAUUUCACUAUGUAGUUUUAACCUUUACUUUGGCUUCUGUUUUUGAGGUAUUUAGGUUUAUUACUCUCUUAAUAAUUCAGUUAAUUUGGGAUGAAACCACUAGUAAAAGCCUACACUGGUAUUUUUUUUAUUAAUUUUUAAUCUCCCCCCUAACUAAUAAAACUGAAAACUUUUGAGUUCACUUUUGUUUCAGUGGUAUGACAAGAGUGAAUAUCACAGAGAAAGAUAAAAUUGCACAACUCUUUAAAGUGGAUGAGAAAUGAGGUGAUAAAUUCCCAUGGAGUCACAGAAUAAUUCUUUUAUAGCUGUAUACAGUUUUGUUUCUGAGCUCUGUGUCAUAUUUACACUGGUAAUUAAAACAGGUUAGAUGGAAAAAAAUCCCAACCAUUUUUUUUCUUUGUCAGUGUUGAUCAGAAACUAUUACAUUUCUUUCCCUUCAUCUCUAAAUUUUUGCUUAAAAAAAAAAAAAGGGGGGGGGAAAAGUCUGUGUUUGCAGCAUAAUUUGGCAGGAAAGGUGCUCACUGUAGAUGGUUCCGAUUGUUUACACACCACUUGCUUUAGAAACACAGUGUUUUACUGUAACAAGCACCAAAACCAUGGUUAAAGGGAGGGAGAGUAGGCAAGAAUGGUGAUAAAAGUGGUUGUUAGGGAAUGGAGCUUGAAGUAGUCAUUGAUGGACUGAACGUAUGUUGGUUUGCUUAGAUGGGCAAGAAGCAAAAUGCUGUCCUAGGAAACAAAAAUUUCAGCUGAGUGUUACUGAAGGAGCAAAAGAGAGCAUUUCUAUUUGCUUUAACAGUGUUUUGAACCAGACUUGUUUGUUUGUCAGUAUAGGUAAGGCCAUACAAACUUGUUUAAUACAGCUGCAGUAACUAAAUUACCACAGUAUUUAUAUUUUAGCUGUUUAAUUUAUGCAAUCCUCAUGGAAUUAUUAUAUUAGAAUACUGUAUAGUCUGUUUCCAUUCAGGUCUUGUCUGUGUUAUGUAGCUUCUGCUCAAGUUUGCCCUUUUGUCACUGGUGUAUCUUCAGCAGUGGCAAUUGCAGCAGAGUGCUGGUGUAUCCUGGGUUACUCUGUGUCAACCAGCUGUUAACUGGCUUACGCUGUGGACUAUUAAAAUGCUGGUGUCCAUAAUUUGUACUAGCAUUUUCACUGUUUCAAGAACUCAAGCAGCUAUAUGAAUUUUAAGCAAUUCCAGCUAUGUAUAUGUCCUCCUAAUCAUUUAAAAACAUCUGGUUGAAAAAGCUGGUAGAACAUUUAUUAAAAUAACUUUAAAAGCAGCUUUGUAAAUACUCCAUUUAGUCAUCUAACGUUAGAAUGCAUUUUAAAUUAUUGUAAUAUUCUUAAAAUUCUUAAAUAUUACUUUCAGGCUCUUUAACAUAAGCAAUUUUCAUAUGUGUAGACUUAAUUUUAUACUGAUUUUAGGUAAUAAUGUAUACAUAAAUGUGCCAUAGAUUUUGUGUGUUCACAGCCUUUGAAAGAUAGUUUUUUAGUAAAUUGUAAAUAGUGCUGUAUCGGUUCUAGAACAAAUAUGUUGACCUUUUUUCACUACCUUAUGCUACUUACAUUGAAUGGUUUAUUUUACAGCCUAAUAUAGGAACUCGGAAUGCACAUUUAAGGGCCUUCAUUUAAGUGCACACUUAAUGGUAGAAACUAAUUCUGUCAUUAGGUCCUCCCUUUUAGUCAUAGCAUGCUCAUUUUCUGUAUUAAUACUUGUUUUGUCUUCAGUUUUUGCUUGCUGAUCUUUCAGGCAGGGAGUAAUUUUCCUGGGUAGUUGUGAUGUGAAACCUGUAGGAAAAAAUUCUAAAGUUGUCUGUAAUCUUGAAAGUUGCAUUAUUAAAUACCCAAACUGAGAUCAAAGUUGCCUAGUGUACCUUCUGGAACAAAGUAAGUAGGGUUCAAGGUGAAUAGCUAGUUUCCUCCUAUAUUUCUUCCAAAAGAGAACUUCCACAUUGCUUUGUGUACUUCAAUCAACAAGAAAACCUAAGAGCUUAAAGAGUAAAACUCCUGCAGUUUUGGCAGUCUGAAAGCACACUCUUUUGCAGCGUAGUGAUGUAUCCCAAGACAAAAGAGAUUUUUAUCUAAAUCUCCAGACUUAGUCUGUGUUUUAGUUUUUGUAGUGUACUGUUCAAUUUGAGUAUUUAGAUAAAUGUAGUUAUGUUUUGCGUUCUUAAACUAAUUUUAUUCUAUAUUUAAUAUAUUGAUAGCUUAGCUGUAAAAUCACUUGUAUAUAGUAAAGGCAUAAAGCAAUUAGUGAAGUAGAAGUUGAGUGGGAUCAUAAAGCUACUGGUGGCCUGAAAGAAUAAGUCUUGGCCCGUAUUUUAGAAGUCACAAUGUUUCCUUCAUACACUCUUGUUUUCUGUUGGGGAGGGGAUAGCUAGAAUGUGUUACGAGAUUUUUGGAGGAGUUUCCUAGCAUUAGGUAUGAAGUUGGCCUUGCCAUGCUGACAUGGUCAGCUUCCUGGAAUUCACUUGUUUGUAGAGUAUAUAUUUUGAUUGUCAGUUAAGAUAACGACUUUGUAUUUUUUUCUGCACUUAAUUCAUGUAAUUGACCCACACAGCAGUUUUCUAUAGGGUGGUGAAGUUGACAAAAGACAUAAUUACACCUACCUGUUAAUCUGUGCUUACAAUAUUUCAGUAAUUUUAUUUAAGCUGUCAGUAGUAAGCAGAAGAAAGCUGUAAAUUUUAAUUUUCUUUUUUUCUCAUUACACUGGCAGUUUGAGUAAUCAUCAGUUUUCAUUACAGAAAAUGUGUAGAAUUUUCAAUUUGUUGCUUAUUUCCAAAAGACACCCAAUUUUCGUUUAGCUUUUGUGAUAGCAGUUACUACUUACAGCUUCUGCGACCGUGUUGUAUGGUGUCUUCACUACUUGGAAAAUUGUGUAUUUUCAGGGUUAGUGGUUCAGUUGGAAAAUGCUUGAAAAAUGAGUUCUAAGCACUUCAUCAAGCACAGCAAACAAAUGGUAUAAAAUUUUGCUAUUUGAAAAUUGAUUAAAUGUAAUAGUAUCAAUUUUUUUUCCUUCGAAUAUAGAUACCUCACUUAAAGGAAAGCACAGCUGUACUGUAUUUAAACUAAUUCUAGGAAAUAAUAAAAAACCGGUCUAAAAUACUUUGUUGCCGUUAUGUUGCUUUCUGUGAUUGACAAAAUCUGGUUUUGUGUUUUCAUACUCUUGAACGUAUUGAUGCUGACAUGCCGGUAUAUAAUGAUCUCAAAUUACAGAAAGUAGCUGCAAAACAACAGUUUGUGUUAGCGCAAGGCAACAGGUUGGAUGGCUAUUCUGAAACCGUAGUAAAAGCCUGUGAAAAAUGAUCAGUGCAUUCAACAAUUUUUAGUACUUUGCCAAUGAUGUACAGUCGUAUUGUUAAGAGUUGCUGUGGUUGCAUUACAUGACACACAAAACUGUCCUCUACCUCACGUGAGAUUUAACAGAUAUUUUAUAUGGUUUUAGUAAACAAGAUGCAUCUAUCUGGUCACUUAGUUUACAAAUUUUAAAUUAUAUUUAUUGAAACAUGACAUACUGUGCUCUUAGCUUAUACCUCAAUUGUAUUUUGUGCUGUUAUCCAUUUUCAUGCUUUGUAAAUACCUGUAUAGAUUGUGGAUUCACAAAAAUAAAGAACUGUAAUGUCAGAACACUUGUCUGUGAUG
Molecule: messenger RNA, 8018 nt
Organism: Neopsephotus bourkii (Bourke's parrot)
Lineage: Eukaryota; Metazoa; Chordata; Aves; Psittaciformes; Psittacidae
Gene: SKIL
Product: SKI like proto-oncogene
Exons: 7
Coding region: 1011-3083 (690 amino acids)
Biological process (GO): negative regulation of BMP signaling pathway
Cellular component (GO): nucleus
Molecular function (GO): DNA-binding transcription factor activity, RNA polymerase II-specific; SMAD binding; RNA polymerase II cis-regulatory region sequence-specific DNA binding
Source: RefSeq, a predicted model, not a curated record